UUUGGGUUUCUGUCUUGCAGGAUGUUUGAUCCCUUAGUAUACGGAGAUUAUCCACCAGAAAUGCGUCAAUAUCUUGGAACUGAAUUGCCUAGUUUCUCCCAUGAAGAAACUAAGUUGAUCAAAGGCAGUACAGAUUUCAUUGGCAUCAACCAUUACUCAACUCUAUAUGCCAAGGACUGCAUCCAUUCUGCUUGCAGUUCAGGCAGCAAUCAUGCAAUCAAAGGCUUUGUGUACACCACCGGAGAACGAGAUGGAAUUCCAAUAGGAGAACCAAGUGGAAAUCCAGAAUUCUUUGUUGUUCCAGAAGGCAUGGAGAAACUCAUUAACUAUGUUAAGGAAAGAUAUAAAAACAUGCCCAUCUAUGUGACAGAAAACGGGUAUGCACCACCAAGGGAACAGAGUAAACAAGUUGAAGAUUUGCUUCAGGAUGUCAAGAGAAUUGAGUACCAUAAAGGCUACCUUGCUGCUUUGGCUAGAGCAAUAAAGUGAGUAUCUGAUCAAAUUAUUCUCCUAAAU
Molecule: messenger RNA, 516 nt
Organism: Pistacia vera
Lineage: Eukaryota; Viridiplantae; Streptophyta; Magnoliopsida; Sapindales; Anacardiaceae
Product: beta-glucosidase 18-like
Exons: 3
Coding region: 22-489 (155 amino acids)
Biological process (GO): carbohydrate metabolic process
Molecular function (GO): beta-glucosidase activity
Source: RefSeq, a predicted model, not a curated record